This is a messenger RNA of Diversispora eburnea, 425 nucleotides long. NCBI's taxonomy places the organism in Eukaryota, Fungi, Glomeromycota, Glomeromycetes, Diversisporales, Diversisporaceae. The record is from the annotation of a GenBank genome assembly.
AAAGAAUCGAAUUAGAAUCUUUGUUUUCAGAAAGAAUCGAAUUAGAAUCUUUGUUUUCAGAAAGAGUCGAAUUAGAAUCUUUGCUUUCAGAAGGAAUCGGAUUAGGAUCUUUGAUUUCAGAAGGAAUCGGAUUAGAAUCUUUGAUUCCAGAAGAAGUCAAAUUAGAAUUAUCAAUUUCAGAAGUCGAAGAAGUCGAAUUAGAAUCAUCAACUUCAGAAGAAGUCAAAGUAAAAUUAAUUUCGGAAGAAGUCAAAGUAGAAUUAAUUUCAGAAGAAGUCGAAUUAGAAUCUUUUUCUUCGGAUUCAUUGUUUUCUUUAGGUGAUGGAUUUGUUAAUGUCGAUAGCGACGAUGACUCAAUCUUUUCGAUAUUUUUAUUACUUUCAAUUUGUGCAGCUUCUUCAAUUUUUUUCAUUUCCUUCAACUAA